Messenger RNA from Morone saxatilis (striped sea-bass), 375 nucleotides. RefSeq names its product DC-STAMP domain-containing protein 2-like. The record is from RefSeq and is a predicted model, not a curated record. Lineage: Eukaryota; Metazoa; Chordata; Actinopteri; Moronidae.
GAGAGGAUCCGGUUCCUCCGGCAGCAGAUCCUGGAUCAGAGGAGGACGGUUGGGAAAGCCCUGAUGAGGUCUGCAGCCAGGAGGCAGGCUGACGGAGGAGGAAGAGGAGGGGGACGAGGAGGAGAGAGCCGCCUUCAGACUCUCCUGCUGUGGUUACCUGGAGGUUCUCACCUGUCUCACCUGCUGGGUCUGUCAUCAGUCAGCUGUCUGGCCUGCGGUGAGGUGGUGAGACAGGGGGAGGACAACAUGGUUGCCUGUGACGUCCCACAGUGCUCAGGCCUGUACUGUCGGCCAUGUUUCCACGGUUUGGGAAACACAUGUGUCGUCUGUGUGCGACCUUUGACCUUCCAGGAAGAUGGCGAGGAAGAGUUGUGA